AUGAGCGCGGACGAGAAUAUGGUUCCGCAACAGAACGAUGAGAAGCACCCGGCCACCGACUCGGACGACGGCGUCGGGGCCACGGCCCGGGGGAGCACUGACAACGGCGCCGCGAAGCACAAGAGCGGCAGCAUCGGUGGCACUGACGCCGUGGUGCAGUCGCGGGGCGUGACGCGCAUGGAGGCCGUCUACCGCGAGGCGCAGAGCCACCGCAAGACGCUCCUCCUGGUCGGCGCGUCGGUGCUGGUCUGCGCGUGGGCCUACUCGCUCGACCAGUCGACCACGUCGUACUACAGCAUCGACGCCUCGUCGCACUACAAGCAGCACAGCGCGGUGCUGUCGACGCUGUCCAUCGCGACGAGCGUCAUCGGCGCCGUGUGCAAGCCCUUUGUCGCAAAGGUCUCCGACAUCACCUCCCGGCCGUACACGUACCUCGUCGCCCUGGCCUUCUACACGCUCGGCUACGUCGUCGCCGCCACGUCCCGCACCGUCGCCGCGUACGUCGCCGGCGAGGUGUUUGCAGCCGUAGGCAGCAACGGCCUGGACCUCGUCAACGACAUCAUCGUGGCGGACCUGACGCCGCUGGAGUGGCGCGGCUUCGUGGGCUCGCUGCUGAGCACGCCCUUUGUCAUCAACACCUGGUUCGCGGGCAAGAUUGUCGACGCCAUGACGGCGCGAGACCAGUGGCGAUGGGGCUACGGCAUGUUCGCCAUCAUCAUGCCCGCCGCGCUGGGCCCCGCCAUCGUCACCCUCAUCUACCUCGACCGCAAGGCCAAGAAGCACGGCGUCGUCAACAUGGCCUCCUCCAACGCCGCCCGGCGCGCCGCAAAGGAGCUCGCUGACGAGACCGGCCGCGACGCGCCGCACGGCAUGGCCGUCGCCCCCGCGGCCGAGCCCGACGAACGCUGGGCCCAGGCCGCCGUGCGCGUCCUACACGAGAUAGACGCCUUCGGCCUGCUCCUCCUCGGCUUCGGCUGGAGCUUGUUGCUGCUGUCCUUUUCGCUCAAGACGUACGCGGUGGGGGGCUGGCGCAAUCCCUCGCUCGUGGCCAUGAUGGUCGUGGGUGGCCUGCUGCUCAUCGCCUACGUCGUGUACGAGGUGAAGUGGGCCAGGAUGCCGAGUGCCCCGAGGAGAUUGAUCUUCAACAAGACGUUCCUCAUGGCCGUCAUCAUUGACGGUUUCUACAUGCUGGCUGGCCAGAUUCGUGGCCUCUACUGGAGCUCCUACGUGCUCAUCGCAAAGCCCUGGAGCUACCAGGACUGGGUCUACUACGGCAACACGCUGACUCUGGCGCUCUGCGUCUUUGGCGUCGUGGCCGGCUUGAUCCAGCGAUGGACGCACCGGUACAAGGCGCUCCAGCUGCUUGGCCUCGCCCUCAAGAUUGUCGGCAUGGGCAUCAUGCUCGACGGCCGGCGUGCCACCGUCGACACGGCACCCAUGGUCAUCUCCAUGAUCCUGGUCGGCUGCGGCGGUGCCUUCUCCGUCGUCGGCUCCCGCGUCGCCUCGCAGGCCUCGGUCCCGCACCAAGACGUCGCCCUGGCCAUCGCCAUGCUCUCACUGUGGUCCAAGAUCGGCUCCGCCAUCGUCGCCGUCGUCUGGUCCUACCAGAUGCCCCGGCAGCUGCGCGCGCACCUGCCCGCCACGGCCACGGAAAAGGACGUCACCAAGAUCUUUGGCAACGUCAAGGCCAUUCGCACCCUAUACCCCUUUGACAGCCCGAUGCGUCAGGGCUGCAUCGAGGCGUACCGCCGCACGCUCUACUACUGUUUGGCCCCUGCGCUGGGCCUGGCCUUCAUCCCGCUGGUUGCGGCGUGCUUCCAGACAAACUUUUACCUGGGCAAGCAGCAGAACGCGGUGACCAACGUCGGCAACGACGGGCUGCCGUUGAGGGACGAGGACGUGCCAGAGGAGUGUCCUCCACCGAAGAGCACGAAGGAGGCUUUCCUCAGGUUCUGGGCCGGGAAAUGA
Molecule: messenger RNA, 1968 nt
Organism: Purpureocillium takamizusanense
Lineage: Eukaryota; Fungi; Ascomycota; Sordariomycetes; Hypocreales; Ophiocordycipitaceae
Exons: 3
Coding region: 1-1968 (655 amino acids)
Biological process (GO): transmembrane transport
Molecular function (GO): transmembrane transporter activity
Source: RefSeq, a predicted model, not a curated record